GUAGAGGGCGUAAAGUGAAACGUUCACGCCGCAUUUAAUGCCACCUCUGUUCAUGCUCCUCCUCCUCUCUUCGAGCGCCGCUUCUUUGACUGCCCUCGUCGAGACCGUCGAAUCCCAGCGACGGAGGAGAAAUCGAGGCUGGAGGAAGCGGCGGGCGAGGGCCAUGGGGCAGUGCUACGGCAAGAACGUCUCUGUCUCCGAGGACGACGGCGCCGCUCAGACCUCGGCCAAUGGCGCUGGAGAAAUCGUCCCGGGGACGCCCGCCAGGAAAUCCCGGGGUGGCGCGACCGCGCCUCUCUACUCCUACGGCGCCGGUGCUGCCUGGCCUAGCCCAUACCCGCAGGGCUCCGCCAGUCCUCUCCCCGUUGGUGUCUCCCCCUCGCCCGCCAGGUCCACCCCCCGGCGAUUUUUCGGGAGGCCUUUUCCGCCGCCGUCCCCGGCGAAGCACAUAAAGGCUGCUCUCGCGAAGCGGCAAGGUCCCCCGAAACCUAAAGAUGGGCCAGUCCCCGAGGACGGGACUGGGGAGGGGGAGAGGCCGUUGGAUAAGAACUUUGGGUAUAACAAAAACUUUGGGGCGAAGUAUGAGCUGGGGAAGGAGGUCGGAAGGGGCCAUUUCGGGCAUACCUGCUCGGCUACUGCUAAGAAAGGGGAGAUCAGGGGUCAGCUUGUUGCCGUCAAGAUUAUCUCUAAAGCUAAGAUGACAACACCUGUAUCAAUUGAAGAUGUUCGCCGGGAGGUUAAGAUCCUGAAAGCUUUAUCUGGCCAUAAAAAUCUUGUCAAGUUUUAUGAGGCAUGUGAGGACACACUUAAUGUCUACAUAGUGAUGGAAUUAUGUGAAGGUGGAGAAUUGCUAGAGAGAAUUUUGUCCAGAGGUGGAAGAUACACAGAGGAGGAUGCAAAGGCUAUUGUUGUCCAAAUACUGAGUGUUGUUGCCUUUUGUCAUCUUCAAGGUGUUGUGCAUCGUGAUUUAAAGCCAGAGAAUUUUCUUUUUGCCACUAAAGAUGAAUGUGCUGACAUGAAGCUGAUUGAUUUUGGACUUUCAGAUUUUAUUAAACCAGAUGAAAGGCUGAAUGAUAUUGUUGGAAGUGCUUACUAUGUUGCCCCUGAAGUCUUACAUAGAUCAUACAGUACGGAGGCAGAUAUCUGGAGUGUUGGAGUUAUAACGUAUAUUCUGUUGUGUGGCUGUAGACCUUUCUGGGCACGAACUGAAUCAGGAAUUUUUCGUUCUGUUCUGAGGGCUGAUCCCAACUUUGUUGAUUCACCGUGGCCGGAUGUUUCUCCAGAAGCCAAAGAUUUUGUGAAAAGGCUAUUAAAUAAGGAUUUUAGGAAAAGAAUGACAGCUGCACAGGCUUUGACCCACCCUUGGUUGCGAGAUUUACAACAGAAAAUUCCAUUGGAUAUUGUUAUCUAUAGACUAGUGAAGUCUUAUCUUCGAGCAACACCUCUUAGGCGAUCUACCUUAAAGGCACUGUCUAAAGCUCUGACUGAGGAUGAACUUUUUUAUAUGAGGUUGCAGUUUAAGCUAUUAAAGCCAACAAGAGAUGGUUUCGUAUCGCUUGAAAACUUUCGAAUGGCAUUACUGCAAAACGCCACUGAUGCAAUGAGGGAGUCCAGGGUUGUUGACAUUCUAAACGCGUUGGAGCCACUCUCGUACACGAGGAUGGAUUUCGAGGAGUUUUGUGCUGCUGCAAUCAGCCCCUAUCAUCUCGAGGCCUUGGAUGGUUGGGAGCAGAUAGCAAGGACAGCUUUCGAGUUCUUUGAACGAGAGGGGAACCGAGUCAUCUCUAUCGAGGAAUUGGCCCAAGAUCUGAACCUGCCUCCUACUGCUUACUCCAUGCUGAAAGAUUGGAUCCGACCGGAAGAUGGCAAGCUCAAUGUUCUCGGAUACACGAGAUACUUGCACGGUGUCACGAUACGCAGCUCCAACACGAGACAUCAUCGCUAGAUCUUUGGUGACCAUUCUUGUAAUUGCUUCUAAUGGUGUUCCAUUAGAUCUAAAGCAUGCCCCCUUAGUCAAGUUUUUUAUUUUUUGUUUAUUUGUUGAUGCACGUUGAUGGUAGUUUCUUUUAGAAGAACACACAGAAAAGAAUUAAAACACACAGAGGCUAUCGCCCUUGUUAUGUGAUGUGAUGAUUUCAAGACCCCCAACCACAGCAAAUAUUUUAUCUUCA
Messenger RNA from Zingiber officinale, 2171 nucleotides. RefSeq names its product CDPK-related kinase 3-like. The record is from RefSeq and is a predicted model, not a curated record. The transcript is spliced from 11 exons. Gene Ontology annotation, biological process: peptidyl-serine phosphorylation; protein autophosphorylation; intracellular signal transduction. Gene Ontology annotation, molecular function: calcium/calmodulin-dependent protein kinase activity; calcium-dependent protein serine/threonine kinase activity; calmodulin binding. Bases 38 to 1945 code for a protein of 635 amino acids. Gene Ontology annotation, cellular component: cytoplasm; nucleus. NCBI's taxonomy places the organism in Eukaryota, Viridiplantae, Streptophyta, Magnoliopsida, Zingiberales, Zingiberaceae.